CUGGAAGGUCGUAGGAUACUUGAAACACUAUACUUUAAGUAUCAGUGGUAUCAAUUAGGUAGGUCGCAGCUUCAUUCCGUUAAGUGAUGUGCUACUGGUGACACGGCUGACAUGAAUUCGAGGGGACAGCUAAAAUAGUUUAACACUGCUGCAACUUCAUCUAAUAGAAGAGAAUCAUGGGGGUCGCUCUUCAAAUCAUUGGCACCACAAUAAUAUGUCUUUCGUGCGCAAACAUGGGUAUAUUGAUGGCGUGGCCAUCUUCCACCAUUCUACUCUUCAAGUCUGAAAACACAACUCUUCAUCGGCCCAUGAGACCAGCAGAAGUAUCCCUUCUUGGUAGUCUGCCAUCUAUAGGGUGCCUGAUAGCUAACCCCAUUGCAGGGUUGGUCCUCGACAGAUUGGGUAGAAAGAAAUCAGUCACAUUAUCUUCCCUAAUUUUCGUGAUUGCGUGGUCAAUAAUAGCUCUAUCACGUCAGGUAGAGGUGAUUCUCACCGCGAUGUUUGUAGGAGGUCUCGGGUUCGCCGUGUUCCUGGAAUCUACUAUUUAUAUAAGCGAGAUAUGCCAGGACUCCAUAAGAGGCACAAUGACAUCAGGUCCGAUGCAGUUCUAUGGGUUUGGCAUCCUGGUCUCCUACUUCCUCGGCGGGUGCCUGACGUACGACCACAUGGUGUACGCCUGCCUCUCACUGUCUGUUGUUGGGGUGCUGCUGCUGUCCGUGCUUAAGGAGUCACCCCUGACCCUCAUGUCUAAGGAUCGAGAAGAGGACGCUGCAAAAUCUAUAGCGUUUUAUAGGAGGGAGAAGACGACAUCGAAAGAAGUUCUGCAAGAAAUUGAGAAACUGAGACGGAUCUUCAACGUCAACGGAGAUGACGUGCAAGCCUUGACAACAACAGAAGAAAGUUUAACACCUUUACCGAAGAAUAAGAAGGUGUCUUGUUGGCAAUUUUUCAAAAAUUCACCGUCUACUCGUCGCGAAUUCUACAUUAUAAUGGCGCUGAAAGUCGCGUACAUCAUGCAAGGACUACCAGUAGUGCAGGUUUACGCAGAGCCAAUGUUUGCUGAAGCAGUACCUCGUGACGUCAUCUCACCGAACCUAUGCAGCGUGCUCAUGGGAGUCGUCAUGAUAGUCGCUGGCAGUAUUUCUGCGUUCCUAACUGAUAUACUAGGGAGACGGCCGCUGAUAAUUUACUCAUCAAUAGCUGCUGGUGUUUGCUGCGUGGUACUAGGAACGCAGAUCCUGACGGAGUGGGGGCCUACGUGGAUAAUUCCCAUGUUUAUAUACGUGUACACCAUGUUCUAUACAUUUGGCGCUGGAACCGUGCCUGUCGUCAUUUUGGCCGAAGUGUUUUUACCUGAGGUAAAAAGCAUAAUGUCAAUGCUAGCAGUGGAGUGGUCGUGGACAAUGUGCUUCUUCGUCCAGUUUAUGUUUCACCUCCUCAUAAGUUCUGUAGGCCUGGUGUUCAUGGACGGCGCUGAUCACUUGCCAACGGGUGAUCCGCCUGCUCGUAGUUUGCACCUUAUUAAAAAAAAAUCGCGGGUCCAGGUUAAUAAGGCACCGCGGCCUAGGCCUGAAUCAGGGUUUUUAGUCACCAAACAACUAUGCGCAAAGACAAAUGAAAGUACCAGGAUGACAGAAAAGACAGGCGUACGUUUUGAAGAGGCGGAGAAGAAGAAGGGUGUUAUUCUGACAUCGAUAGCGGUAUCGUGUGCGGCUUUGGGAUGGCUGACGCGUGGUUGCCCUACCGUAAUGGGCGCUGUAGCCCUAUUGGGAACAUAUUUUCUAACUGGAGAUAGAUAUCAAUGGAUUUAUAUUUGGAAGCAGACGCAUUACAGGGAUUUUCUAGGUCUGCGUGUACUUCUAUAUACAAUAUUCAGGAUAUGGAUGUGGGAGCGUCAAGGCAAGACUGUGGUCACGAGGUGGACUGAAGUAGCUCGUAUGAGCCCUAACAAGAAGGCUUUUGUCAUGGAAGACAGGGCUCUCACAUUCCGAGAGGGUGAUGAAUUUAGCAACCGCAUAUCCUGGUACUUCAAACGUGCAGGGUACAAGCCUGGUGAGGUGGUUGCUUUACUGAUGGAGACACAGCCGGAGUAUGUGUUCCUAUGGCUUGGUUUGGCCAAGAUCAGGGUGACAACUGCACUGAUUAACACCAACUUGAAAGGCAGUCAGCUGAUCCACUGCCUCAGGAUAGCUGGUUGCAAAGCUGUUAUCUUCGGAGAUGAGAUGUCUGAAUCUGUAAAAGAGAUUCAAACAGAAAUCUCAGACAUUCCGCUCUUCCAGUACAACUCACCCGACAGAGAGACAGCCCCAUUUGUUCAGGGCACAACGCCAUUAUCUGUUGAGCUGAAGGAAAUGUCAACAGAGCCUGUUAUUGACAGUGAGCAGGCAAAACCGAGAGACACGCUCUUGUAUAUCUAUACUAGUGGAACUACUGGGUUCCCUAAGGCAGCUAUUAUUACUAAUAUUAGAUACCUGUUAAUCCCACUAGGAGUGCAGAGCUCCGCGCAGUUAACUUCUUCAGAUGUGAUAUACGACCCACUACCUCUUCACCACACUGCGGGCGGUGUACUAGGAGCAGGUCUCGCUAUAGUUUCAGGAUGUACCGUCGUCCUUAGAAAGAAGUUCUCCGCUUCCAAUUACUGGAGUGACGCCGCUAAAUAUGGAUGCACUGCCACUCAGUAUAUCGGUGAGAUCUGCCGUUACCUCCUCGCAGUACCUCCUGGUCCUAACGACCGCGCUCACAAAGUCAACGUUAUCUUCGGCAAUGGACUAAGGCCGCAGAUAUGGGAAGAGUUUGUAAAAAGAUUUGGCAUCAAAAGAGUCAUGGAGUUCUAUGGAGCUACUGAGGGAAACAGUAAUCUUGUAAAUUUGGACUCAAAAGUCGGAGCCAUUGGUUUCUUGAGCAGGAUAUUUUCAACCAUAUACCCGCUUACUUUAGUCAAAUGUGAUGAAAUCACUGGUGAAAUCUUACGAGACAGCAACGGUAGAUGUAUAACAUGUGGCCCACAUGAGCCAGGUCUUCUAUUAGGUAAAAUAGACCCAAAGAAAGCCAUUUUGACGUUUGCUGGAUACGCGGACAAAACUGCUUCGGAAAAGAAGAUGGUACGUAACGUGAGAACGGAAGGAGAUUGUUACUUCAAUACUGGGGAUGUUCUUGUGAUGGAUCACUAUGGGUACUUCUACUUCAAGGACCGGACUGGAGACACAUUUAGGUGGCGUGGUGAAAAUGUAUCAACAGCAGAAGUAGAAGGAGUUAUUAGUUCCCUAAUUGGACUGAAAGAUGCUGUAGUUUAUGGAGUCAAGGUACCUAACACAGAAGGAAAAGCAGGAAUGGCAGCAAUCGCUGAUCCAGAAAAAACCUUAGACCUAGCUUCACUAGCAAAGGGUCUUCGGUCAUCACUUCCAGUAUUCGCCAGACCACUUUUUGUGAGGAUCCUGCCAGAAUCACCUCUCACUGCCACAUUUAAGCUUAAGAAGAAAGAGUUAAUGGAACAAGGAUUUGAUGUAGAAAUAGUGAGCGAUCCGAUAUACUUCAUGGAUCAAAAGACGGGAGAAUAUGUUCCUCUAACUCAGAAACUAUUUGAUGAUAUCAUGAAGGGUUUAGUCAGACUGUGAUUAUGAAUGGCAAAUGUUGAGUGCUAUUUAGGACAUGUCGGGAUGCCAUCAGAAGGA
This is a messenger RNA of Spodoptera exigua (beet armyworm), 3671 nucleotides long. NCBI's taxonomy places the organism in Eukaryota, Metazoa, Arthropoda, Insecta, Lepidoptera, Noctuidae. The record is from the annotation of a GenBank genome assembly.